AUGCUUCUUGAGUUAGAAAAAAUCAAAGAGGUAAGCAUUCCGCAUCUGUAUGUGUUUCCCACGGGUUCUCUGGAAUUCACAUGUGCAAUGUUCAAGGGCUCUGGGUAUACAACCUUCAAGAUAGUGAAGUACAAAAUUUAUGAAAAGUGGAAGGUUCUACUAGAUGAAGAAUGUAAUAAAGAGCCAAGCGCAAUACCCAGUGCAUGUGAUGCAUAUACAACACUCCAAGAGAUUGUAAAAGUACUAAGAAGUUAUUCCAAUGCUAAGAUAUUCGAAAAGCCUAAAGGCGUCUUUCCAUUUAUCUCUAAGGGCCCCAUCGAUAGAAAAAGAAACAUCUCAGCACUUCUGCUUUUCAUCGAAAACAAGUGUCUCAAAAAGAAUAGCAACGGGCAGAAGUCUGCUAUUCAAUUAAAGGAAGAGGUUCAAUAG
This is a messenger RNA of Encephalitozoon romaleae SJ-2008, 429 nucleotides long. RefSeq lists its product as hypothetical. Lineage: Eukaryota; Fungi; Microsporidia; Unikaryonidae. The transcript has a single exon. The record is from RefSeq and is a predicted model, not a curated record. Bases 1 to 429 code for a protein of 142 amino acids.